AUGGAGGAACUACUUGAUACUGAUUCAGAAGAAACGGAGGAUCCGUUUGAAUUAAAAAUUGGACUUACCUUUACGAAUUGGCCAGAAUUUAAAAUCUGGUUAGAUAAUUUUACCAAAAAGAAGGG
Messenger RNA from Funneliformis caledonium, 125 nucleotides. The record is from the annotation of a GenBank genome assembly. Lineage: Eukaryota; Fungi; Glomeromycota; Glomeromycetes; Glomerales; Glomeraceae.